CCACUCGCAUCCUAGAGAUAACUUGGAGCGGAGGGAUGGCCUCGGGAGGCGGACGACCGGGCGGGAAGGCGCUGGCCCUUUAAGGGGGGGACGGAGCGCAUGCGCGGCGCGGGCCGGAGUCGAGCCGGGUGGGCGGCAGGCGAGCUGGGGACGCGGCCGGCGGCAGCUGGGCCCUAGGGCAGGGGUGGCCGCGGCGGCCCGAGCCUCCCCGAGCUGCGGAGCCUUGACCUGCGCGUGGACCCCGCGUUCCGCGGGCUGCUCUCCGGGGACUAGCGCCGCUCGCGCUCGCCGAGGCUUUGUCACUCUCCUCCAGCUUCCCCGGCGGGCCGUGGCUGCGCGAGCCUCUGGGCUUGCCCUCCCCCGCCCGCGGAUCCCUCCUCCACCCCUUAGCCGGGGCAGCGGUUCCCACCCCCGAGCAGCCGCGGAGCAUCCUUCGCUCGCCCUGGCCGCGCCACCGCCCAUGCUGCAGCCAGUUGGGGGCGGCGACCCCGCGGUCGGAGCCCGCCGCUCGGUGAGCUCAGCCUGGCCCCCGCGCGCCGCCCGAGUCGGCCCCGCUGAGCCCCGGGCCCCGGAGCGGGACCCGCGCCCCGCGAUGGCUCGGGUGGCGCAGCGCGGCGCCGAGUGCCCGCCGUCCGCCCGCUGAGACGCGCCCGGCUGGGGACCCGAGGGGCCUGGGCGCUCCCCGCCGAGCCCUUCCCCCUUCUGGGAGCUCCGCGGCUGCUUCCCGGGGGCUAGGGGCCGGGGAGCUGAGACAAAGCCCACUUUGUGCGGGGAGCUGACCGCGGGCGUGGAAUGUGCGCGUCGGCGCGCGCCCCCUCCCCGCGCCCCGCUAGCGGCGGGUCUUGGCUCCCGGACUCAUCACCUCGGAGAAUUCGCACCCCCUCGCCGCCCUCCCGUCCUGGGGUCCCGGCUCGGAGCUGAGGGAGCCUGGAGUCACUUCGGUGCCCCCCAGAGCACGCGCAGCUGGUGUGUGGGAGGCCUCCUGUGAGCCACCUACUUUUUCCUGCCUCCUGAUACAUUCUCCUGCCCCCGUCAAGAAUUUGGGGAUGCCAGGGGGGAAGAAGGUGGUCGGGGGUGGCGGCAGCAGCAGUGCUGCUCCCACUGCCCCUGCGGCCCCCUCUGGGGUCAGGCGCUUGGAGACCAGCGAGGGGGCCUCAGCCCAGAGAGAUGAUGAGCCAGAGGAGGAAGGAGAAGAGGACCUGCGAGAUGGAGGCAUCCCCUUCUUUGUCAACCGGGGUGGGCUGCCUGUGGAUGAGGCCACCUGGGAAAGGAUGUGGAAGCACGUGGCCAAGAUCCACCCCGAUGGAGAGAAGGUGGCCCAGCGGAUCCGUGGGGCCACAGACCUGCCCAAGAUCCCCAUACCGACUGUGCCUACGUUCCAGCCCUCCACACCCGUCCCUGAGCGCCUGGAAGCCGUGCAGCGCUACAUCAGGGAGCUGCAGUACAAUCACACAGGGACACAGUUCUUUGAAAUUAAGAAGAGCAGACCUCUGACAGGGCUGAUGGACCUGGCCAAGGAAAUGACCAAAGAGGCCCUGCCAAUCAAAUGCCUGGAAGCUGUGAUCCUGGGAAUUUACCUCACCAACAGCAUGCCCACCCUGGAACGCUUCCCCAUCAGCUUCAAGACCUACUUCUCAGGGAACUACUUCCGCCACAUCGUGCUGGGGGUGAACUUCGGGGGCCGCUACGGCGCCCUGGGCAUGAGCCGGCGCGAGGACCUGAUGUACAAGCCGCCGGCCUUCCGCACGCUCAGCGAGCUCGUGCUGGACUACGAGGCCGCCUAUGGCCGCUGCUGGCACGUGCUGAAGAAGGUCAAGCUGGGCCAGUGUGUGUCCCACGACCCGCACAGCGUGGAGCAGAUCGAGUGGAAGCACUCAGUCCUGGACGUAGAGAGGCUGGGCCGCGAGGACUUUCGCAAGGAGCUGGAGCGGCACGCCCGCGACAUGCGGCUCAAGAUUGGCAAAGGGACCGGCCCUCCCUCCCCAACCAAGGACCGGAAGAAGGACGUGUCCUCCCCCCAGCGGGGCCAGUCCAGCCCCCACCGCAGGAACAGCCGCAGCGAAAGGCGGCCUUCGGGUGACAAGAAGCCUUCCGAGCCCAAAGCCAUGCCAGACCUCAACGGGUACCAGAUCCGAGUGUGAGGCGGGUGGCAGUGCCCCGGCCUCGCGCACCUCUGCGGGCCAGGAUCCACCUGCCAGAACCAGCCUCGCUCACUCGUGGGGAGGGGGGCAGGUGAUGGGCGGGGCAAGGGGCAGCAGGAAGAGCGUGUCCGAGCUCAGCCACCCAGGCUGCUGCCCCUGCCGCUGGGCCAGGCCCCCUAACUUUGGGCCGAGAGGCAGUUAGUGUUGUAUUUGGAGGUUUUAACUCAACAACUGAAGUUUAAGGUAUUUGGGAAAAACUUAAAAUGAAUGGAUCUGCCAGUGGCUGGAAGGCUAAUGCUUAGGAGAUCUAAGUGCCCCUGCCCCUGGCGUCCCUCUGGGAUUUGGCUCCAUCCUAUCUACGGGAAACCUCCCGGCCCCACUGGUCCUGUGGCGAGACGGGGGUGCGCGGGGGGAGGGACGGAAGUGUUUUUUCAGUUAUGCCUGCCCUGGCAGGAUCUUGACCCAGGGAAAGGGAACCAGGGUAGGAAUCACACUGGGAAAGGUCGCUGUGGCCCAUAUCUAGAGCUUGGCACAGGCCACACCUACCCCAAGAGUGGGAGCCCCUGGCCCUGGAGAGCCCCAUGGACGGUGUAUGGGGGCCGACACUGCCUACUGGCACAGCCCCGUGCUGGGGUGGGUUGUGGGCGAGCCCAGGAGCGAACCACAGGGGACGAGUUCCCGGGCCCCUGCUUGUCUCCUUGCUCAGCCCAGCUCUGCCUGUUGCUGAAGCCGGGGGCUCCCUGCAGAGGGGCUGAGCUUUGCUGAGGGCCCAGAGUUGCGCUGGGCUCAGAAUGACUGUAGGGACUGAGCAGACCUGGGGGGUUCAGGAACCAUGGCUGCGGAUGGGGUGGGACACUCAGGCCUGGGUCUGGCCCCCGGCAGCCCCCGGGGUGGACACUGCUGCUCCCCUCUUUCUCUUACCUCAGCACUGGCUGGGGAAAUGAAGACCAGACCAGGAUGCUUGUGCCCCGGGCCCACCUGCUCUCAUCUGGCGGCCUGUCUAGGUUUGGGGGUCCUCGGGAUGAUCAGGCCUGUUGCAUGUGGCUCGUCAGGGGAAAACCUAAACAGCUGGAGUCUGCACAGCCUGCACGUCAGGCAUGAGAUAGCUGGUAGGCAAGUGAGAAUUGGUAGAGAAAGGUUGGCUGGGGGAACGUUCUGGUGGCUCAAGCGACAAGGAGGUGUGUAGAGCAAGGGUGCAGUGUGGCCAUGGAGGAGGGGCAGAGCCAGAGAGCUGGGGGGUGUAAGUGAGAAAAGGAUGUGGGGGAGAGUUUAGAAUCAGGCUGCCUUGGGGAUUAGUGAGUUCCCUAUUACUGGAAGUAUUCAAGCAAAGACUAGAUGGCUCCUUGUCAGAGGUCUGUAGAGGGGACUGAGGUUAUGGAAGGGUAGCUGGAUGAGAUGACUGUUAGGUUUCUUUUUACUGAGAGGCAGGGGCAGCUGGCUGUAAGGCUGCAGGGUCCUGGGGCCUGGAAGAGGGAAGAUCAGAACUAGAGUUGUCAACUUAAAUGCCUACAGGGCCAGGUGAUUAAAAGGAGAGCUGCAGGGCUGGGUGGGGACUGUGGCCAACUAAGGAGGGCAUACCCCAUAAAGUGGCUGCUGCUGCUCAGCUUUCUCAGAGCGCAGGCCCUGCCUUGCCAGACUGUCUGAUAUUUUUCAGAGGCCAGAACUCCGAAUUUUUAUGUGAAAUAUCUGAUUUUGAAAUGUUGGCAGUUGGUUCAGAAAAUUUUAAAACCCAACGUGAAAGAGAAUGCCAAUUUGUAAUCUCUGAAGGAGAGCGAGCUUGUGCUGGGGAGAAGUCCACAGAGAUACUUAGAGGUGGCUGUGAAAGUUCUAGGCCUCCUGGAGCAGCCUGGGCCGGAGCAGCUUCCUCGUCACCGAGGCCCCUCCCAGAGUGGGCAGCUGCCCGUGUUCAUCCUGCUCACUCUCCCUGCAGACCAGAGACAGAUCAGAGACCCCCUGCAGCUGCUGUGUCAGCAGAGGGAGGGGAGCAGAAUAUAGAGAGUGCGGGCCUCAGCCUGGCAGGGCGAUGGAUGGUGCCUGAGAAUCAGAGAAGGAGGGAGGGAGGGACAGGAUGCCUGUGCUGAUGUGAGUGCCUGUCAGGGAAGGCACCAGGGGCUGGCAGCUCUUCCAACCAGCAGCUCUUGGCCUAGAGCCAGGCCCAGGAGCAAGGCCAGCUGGUCAGUCCCUUGCCUCGCCAACUUCCUAAUGGGGUCAGUGGGCCCUGGGGAGGUGCCCGACCUUCCCCAGUGCCACACCCCUGCCAGACCAAUCUGAGGGGCAUUGUGACCCCUGACUCACCAUCCCAUCCCAUCCCAGCUUUCGGGGAGCACAGAUGGUGGUCCCUGUCUUUCCACAUUCGCCUGAGGCAGAGAUGGCUCACUUUGGGAGGCAUGAGGCUGAAAACGAGGCCUUUUCUGGGUCUGAAAGUGGGUGCUCCCUGUGGGCUGUUCAUAGGCAGGGGAGUGGCCCCAGAUGCCCCUGCGCACGACAGUGCUUGAGGUGAAGAGGUGUGUGAGGGAGCUGGGGUCAGGGAGCUGGGGAAGCUGCUCCUGUGGGGGAGCCCAGAAGCCUCUGACCCACAGGCUCCCUCCCGGAGUCUUGGGGAGGAGGAAGCCGAAUGAAGCCCCGUCCCCUACUGUGUCUGCCAGCGAGGGAGCUGAUGACCCCACACGCAUAAGCCCCUAGCACUCCCCUUCCUAGCGGAGACCUCGGCCUGUGGGGACCACCACAGGAGAUAGUGGUGCUUUUUAGUUUAUUUUUAACUGUUUCUCAUAUGUAGCAACCUCUCCUCCCCACGCGGGCGGGCGUGUUUACACGGGCUCUGCUCCCUGGGGCUGCCUGGCUGCAGAGUUUCCGGGGACACAGAGGCAGGGACUUUGGGGCCUUAGUCACCAUCACCUCAUCUCACUUCCCGUGAGGGACAGGGGCUCGCUCCCCCACCCCCUACCCGGCUCAGGACUGCCUUCUAGCACUCAGCCAGGCCCCUCUGCUCGUGGGGUGGGGGCUGCCGGCUGAGGAGGGGCCAAGGUGAGGUCAGAGGAAGCGGCUUGAGGGUGGGUCGAAUGGGGGUGAUCACGUGGUCUCCCCAAAGCCUGGCUCCUGUGCUGAGGGCUGGGUCAGAACACUGGGAAGCUGGGUUAGAGAGCCUUCCCACCCACCUGACUGCCGGUCCUCUCCCUCCCAUGGCCUCAGCACAUUGUCACGUCCCCUCACCCAUCACGCCAGCCACCCCAUCCUUCCUGGGCGUGGCCAAGGGGGGAUAGCAGCAGCCCCCGGCCCAAGGGCGCGAUGAUGAAGCCUAGGGCUCUGAGCAGAAGAAAGAGCCUGAGGUUGGCCUUAUCUGGUUUCCAGCCCUCUUUGUCAUCUCAUGCCCCACCCCUUCCAGCUUCGACUUGACUUCCUGGCUCUGGGACAGUCUGAUUCUGGCCAGUAGUGUGCCCAGAGGCCUGUGUGCCCCUGUGCGCCUGGUUCUCUGCUGGGAUGUUUUCUGGUUUAGCUGUGUUGCAUCCCCAGGCCCACCCUCUGGCUUCAGAAUGCAGGGCCGUGCGAGCUGGGCCUGCAUAUUGACUGUGUUCUUUGUGCAAGAGCUCGACUGUGUUGAAAUCCCCACGUCCCUGUUCCCACUGAGAACCGGGUGUGCAGGGCAGGGAGAGGAGUGUGCGUUGGGAGGCAGGAGGUCUGUUCCAGGCCAGGCAGCACUGCCCAGUGCUAGCUGCCAGUCCGUCAGGAUUGACUCCUUGCCCUGUCUUGGUGCUCCGGAGUCCGAGUUUCCCUUCUUAAAGCCUGAUGAGAGAUGCAGCCAGUGUGUUUGUCCCGGAGACCUGGUGAUGGCGCCGCCCCCUCCCUUAACUUUGUGUUGGGCUGCGUGUGGUCCUAGGCUUUGUUCUUCUCAUAUCAGUAUUGCCCUCCCCUUUCACCUUUACACUUCGUCUCAUUCCUGUUCUCACUUUCCCCUGAAAUGAAUAAAGUACCCCCAGCUCCGCUGUGUGCGCUGGGCGGAAACCACUGCAUA
Molecule: messenger RNA, 6150 nt
Organism: Equus quagga
Lineage: Eukaryota; Metazoa; Chordata; Mammalia; Perissodactyla; Equidae
Gene: VASH1
Product: vasohibin 1
Exons: 8
Coding region: 1047-2141 (364 amino acids)
Biological process (GO): regulation of angiogenesis
Cellular component (GO): cytoplasm
Source: RefSeq, a predicted model, not a curated record